GCAGGGGCGGGACUUAAUAUCUGAGACCUGGCACCAGUCUGCUCUGCAAGUAGCGAAAGGUGGGGAGAUUUUCACCUUCACACACUCUGACUGUCACACACACACACACACGCUCUGACAGUAACGGAACACAUCAAAACGUAACAGGACUAUGGACCUGAGCCUGCGAGAUGCUCUGGGUGGGGGUGGAGGUGGAGUCCCAGGUGGGGCCCCUGCUGAGGCCCUAAUGAAGAGGGACUUUGUCGCUUCACUGGAGAAAGAGAGCUAUGAUGACAAGGUGGGAGAGACGGUCUCCAAGAGCGACUACCGACCCUUACUGGAUGGAAAGGACACCAAGAGUGCUCCAGGGAUGAUGUCAUCAAUGAUGUCAUCAGGGGGACGCCAAGACCCCCAAGGACAGCCCGCCUUCAGCUCUGACUACCUGUCUGGUCCUAUGAUGGGUGUGCGGACGGAUCAGUGGAGCAUGAACAAGACAAAGGACAACAGCAUGCCUGACUCAUUUCUAGGUUUCUCUCAGUCUGGGAUGGGAGGGCCCGUGGGGUCCAGCCAGCCCCCCUUCCAGUCCGGGAUGGGCUUGGCUCUCGGCCAGACCGGGAUGGGUUCUGCUAUGGACAGCCAGAAGAGUUCGGGCCUGUUUGGUGUGGAAAACAAAAGCACCAGUGGAAGCAGUCCCUUUAAACCCAGUGAUCCAUUUUCCCUCGGUGGCCUGGGAAUCCCCUCCAUGGAUCACUCUGCAGCAGCUCCCGUACUCUCUCCAAGCGGCUCAAUGGACGACAGCAGUCCCUCUUCCUCCGCCUCCGAACCCCUCAGCCCUGAGAGAGUGGGGCCAGGGGGCGAGGCUGACAAGCAGAGGCGCCGGAAGAAGAAGAGGAAGGGCAGUGACCAGGUCUACGACUUCUUGGAUAGCCAAGAGAAUAGCAUCGGCCAAUCUCAAAAGCCUGGGAUGCAGGAUAAGGGAGGAAUGGAGGCAGAGGAGGAUGAGGAUGACGAGGAGAACUGGGAGUGGGAGAUAAGAGAGAGUGGAGGAGGAGGUAGAGUGAAAGGCAAGAAGACUAAGAGUCGGGCAAAACUUCCCGAACAGUGGGGAGCGCCCCAGCAGCCCAUCUCUCCGACGCCGGCUACAGUCGCUCCUACCUGGGCUACUGCCGACUCUGGUCAUUCUGACUCCAACCCCAGCCCUGUUUUGCCCUCUUCCCCUUCACAAUUUCCCACAAGUUUCACUAAUCGUUCCAAUGCUAGCCUUGUACCAGAUUCAUCUCCUCGCUCUUAUGAGCCGAUGUGUGGAGACGACUUCCCUAUGUCUGCUAAAGAUGGUCAAAAGGCAAAUGAAGUGAAAGUAUCGACCAGCAAACCUGAACCUACCAUUAGCGCAGCGACUAAUGUUCCUGGCAAGAAUAGUUCAGCUGUGGAUGUUAGUGAUAGUCUAGCACUGAUGACAGGGGAGAAUCUUAGCCCAGUCUCCCAGACCUUCUCUUUCCUGGAUUCAGUUCUCCAGACCCCUCCAGGCUCCACUCCUGACUCACAGACCACCACCCCUAUCACUAACACUCCCUCCCUUGCUACAGCCCCCAUGGCAAAGUCAGAAAUGGGCAUCCCUGCUUCACAAGCCACUUCUGUUCUUAACCCUUCAAAGGUUACUACAGACCUUCCUCCUACUUCCGUUCUGUCAACCAACCCAUCACCGUUAGCUUCCGCUGACACAUACCCUUCAACAACCACAGUCAAAUCAGCCCUCAACGUCGAUGCCAAGCCUUUCGUCCCCUCAGCCACGCUCAUGUCUUCUAGCAUGACUGCAGCAUCUCCAGCUUUUAGUACAACAGCAGCAGCAGCUUUCACAGGAAGCGCAUCUGCAGCACCCACUACCACCCCAGCCAUGACCCUUAGUUCCUCACCUUCUCCCUUUAAGAAUGAAGCCACUCCUGCACCAUUAUCAUCAGCCACACCCCCCAAAAGUGUAGCCACGCCAUUUAGCUCAGCAGUAGCCACUCCCCCUCCACCCAUCACCCCUGCAGCCCCUCCUUCUCUCCCUGCACACUCAGAGCACCAGGAGUCCUCGUCGCCACAGCUCCCCCCAAUGGAAGUGAAAUCUGACAACAAGGACAAACAGGAGAAGACAGACUUAAUGUCAAGCAAGACAGCCAAGUUGGACACCUUUGACAAGAACGAAGAGCAGCAGAAGAAGGACGCUGGUCCAGAAAAGAACCAAAAGUCUGAGAAGAUCCUCAAGGAGGAGGAUAAGAUCGAGAAGAUGAACGCGGAGAAAAACAAGGAAAAGGCAGAGAAGGGGGACAAGCCGGAGAAGACCAACAAGGAUGAGAAGAAGGAAGAUGAGAAAAAGCUGGCUGAGAAGAAAGAUGAUAAGGGAGCGAAAGGGACAGCCAAGUCUCCAACAGGCCCCGGUAGCAAGACCCUGCCAAGCCCUGAAAGCAAGAACAAGCCUGACGUGGGUUCAACUAAACCAAACUCAGCCAAAUCCCGCCCAUCCACCCUCACCACCAAUGGCGAAUCCGCCGGGGCCAAACGCCCCUCCCCAACCACAGCCUCAGCCAAUAAAAAAAGCCCUGUACCCAAGGCAACCACACCUACCGCUGCGAAGCGGCCACCAACUGGCUCCGCCAAGGCUGCAAAGACUCCAGAAAAUGAAAAACGGACACCUGUGCCAAAGGCCACGCCCACACCCCGUGUGGCUGCCAGUAAGAACGGCUCCCCUGCUGCGAACAAGACUGACAAGACUGACAAGACUGACAAGACUGAGAACAAGACCGGAGAGGCCAAGAAACCCAAGCCUACAGCCCGUCCUCGCCCCGCCUCCAUCACUACUCCCGCUGCUUCCACCAACGGUGAAGCCAGUCAUCGCCGUCGUGUCCUCACCAAACCCCCGGUGCCCAAGCAGAGCCCAAUGGAGAAGAAGCCGCCGGUGCCCCGUGCUCCUCGAACCCCCCGCCCCCUCAAUGCUCCGACACCUGACCUGAAGAACAUCCGCUCCAAGAUCGGAUCCAUCGACAACAUCAAGUACCAGCCCGGAGGAGGAAAGGGCUCUUCUUCCCCGAACAACAAGGCAUCAGACCCCUCCAACCCCGCUCCCAAGGCUAAAGUUCAGAUAGUGCACAAAAAGCUGGACUUCAGCCAUAUCACGUCUCGCUGUGGCUCCAAGGACAAUAUCAAACAUGUCCCUGGAGGUGGCAAAGUGCAGAUCCUGUAUAAGAAGGUUGAUUUGAGCAAGGUAACUUCCAAAUGUGGCUCAAAGGACAACAUCAAAUAUAAGCCAGGUGGAGGGGAUGUGAAGAUUGAGUCCCAUAAGCAAAACAUUAAAGCUAAGUCUAAGAUUGGAUCCAUGGACAACAUGGGGCCAGGCAAUGAUCAGACCAACGGGCACAAGGAAGAGAAGAAGACAUCCCCCCCCCCAAAUGGCGCUGCGAUGACAGGACCAGCAGGUGUUUCUAAGGAGAAUGGUGUGAAGGAGCCCACACCGACUCCUUUUGGUGGAGACGGCCUGAGGGAGCAGAGCAUAGACAAACGCAUCACUGAGACAAAUUGAGUCCCAGUGAGCUUUAGAUUUUGGUGGGACACGCAUGGCGCUCGCCAACCUGCCAAUCAACCGACCGACCAACCUACCACGGCGCAGUCACUUCCCUUUGGCCCUGCCCUUCAUCUCGCCCACCGCUGCACCAAACUGACGGAUCGCCUCAGUGUUUCUCCGGGGUCCGCCUGCCAGCUUCUUGCUACCAACCCUGACCUUUGACCUCUCAACGGUUGACCUUUGACCCUGCCUACCACAGAGAAGAGCACUUGCUUUUUGUCUGUUUCUGUGUGUUGGGUUCCACCAGCUUCUUGCCUGAUAAGAUCCUCUUGUAGGCACUGAUUUAGAGGACUUCAACCGCAAACCCUAAAUUGAAUUACACCAACGCAACAAACCCACUAUUGUAGUCAAUGAUGUAUGAAAGCAUACCGAGCAUAGGCAGUUUUAGAAUAUGUCCACCUAUUAGUUUGAUACAGUUUAAACACAAAUACUUAUAGCGCAAACACCCUGCCUCAGAACUUAGUUUCUAAGUCCGUCCUACAAGCCUUCACAAAACAAAUCCUCAUUAAUCUUUAGAACAUGUAAGCAAAUAUAUGCUAAUGCUACUAUUUGCCCCACUUUCAUUCCCAGUCCAUGUACACUUGGCUCCAAAGCAUACUUACCAGCUGAGGGCUUGCUACCAGUCAGCAGCAGGGCAAACACUGGCAAGUCUGCUUCAAAUCCAAACAUCCCAACCUUCCAGACGGACAGAAAUUAUUUCCAAAUCUACAGUAUUAACAAGACUGCACUCUGUCCCAUUAUAGCAAACUCCUCAAACAUUAUCUCCCAUUACAUUUAUUGGUAUCAUUGCACAUGUUUAUUUUUACCUCAUUUAUUACAAUUCUAUUUCUCCGGACUAUUAAUAUCAUGAUGCUAACCAUUAGCAGUGGCUCAGUGGACAGAGGCUUAUGUAGACAACAGAUUAUACAAUUUGAGAUGUUUCGUAAUUGAACUAAAGACAGAGUUCAACAUCAGUUCAGAAACAAAGUGCAGAGGCAUUCAGGAAUCAUUCAAGAAAGGAUGUAUUCAUUGACAGUACACAACAGAAAUGAAUAGGCUAUAACAAAGCAGACGAGACUUACUUCAGUUAGAAACAUAAUUUACUGAUGUGAUCGGUGCAUGAUAAUCAUCGAGAGAGAUAGGCGUCAAGUGAUGGGGGAGCUCUGUGUCUUCUCUGGGUAGCCAUGGCUAAAAAAAGGAUUUGGCACUGAACACAGGUAUUUGAUCUCUAUGCCAAAUAAGUUGCGAUCACAGUAUUUCACCUCAAAGUGAUUAUAAAUUCAAACUGAAUGAGCGACUUGAGCAGGAUUAUUUAACCCUUCAAGAAAAGUGUUAAACCUUGGAGUUACUCUGCAAUAUUUAAUCAACAUAAAGGGUCAAUGCACAGUAUACAGCAUGUAGCACUUCUCUUAACGCGGUAACAGUGUCAACCACCAUGUCACAGGCUGCUGGGUAAAGACCCGGUCACGCGGAAAUAUCACACUAAAAUCUGUGUUAUACAAUGCAAUCCGCAUCACCAGAGAUUUGAGAAAAUGUGAAAAAUGUUCACAUCAAGUCAAGUUUGUGAACUAAGGGACACAUUAAGUUGCUGGAGGGUAGAGCUGCUAAAACCACAUGAUUUGGGAAAACAUGCGGUUUCCACCAUGCCACUUUCUGGUGUGGCUGGGUCUUAAUUCUAUCUAACGUAAUAUUUAUUUAUUCUAAUCCCUGUUAGCUUCCUCAAAGUGGUCGCUACUCUAUGUAAAACAAUAUGUAUUAACACAACAGGGUACUUACUGACCUCUGGAGGAUAUUACCCACCUCUGGGGAUAUAUUGAUAGCACCACUUAAUGUUACUAAACUGUUCACAUCCUGGGCAUGAAGCUGAACACUUUGACUUAGAUCCGUCCUGGUCCCGUGCUUGUAGGACAAGUCUACAAACUAUGGGUGAUGUUUAAGGACUGCAGCCCGGUUUGGUUUUGUUUGAUGAUUUAAAAAAUGACAAAAAAAAAACCUGAAGCAACCUUAACCUUAUCUUAAAAUGUAGCUCACAUCCGACCCUUCGCAUGGCAUCAAGUCUGGGGGCAAUCAAGUCUUAAUCUUCUCCGUAAGUGUGUUCCUGUCAAAGCACAUGCAACCCUGUUCUCCUGCACUAUAACUCUUAGGUUUCCACUGUAAUCGCAAAGCUCCCAUGUAUCCUCAGUCCCCGUCAUACAGCUAUAGACCGCAGCAGUCACGCUGAUCUGUGUUUAGCUUAACAACUUCACAUGUGGCUAUUAGAGACAGACAGACGCCUUCAUGCUCUCGCGCAUGUGGUACUUCCUGGUCACGUUGUUCAACCCGGUUUCCGUUUUCCAACUGGCCGAUGCGUCUUAGAAUCCUCUCUGUGAGACCUGCUUACUUUCCUCCCACAAAAACAAACCUACACAUAAGCACAGAUAUCUAUGAACAGGAAGCACACACACACACACCCAAAUAAAUCAUCACACAUACACAAACAAUAUAAAACACACAGAUGAACACCCUGAAAUAAAAACGGUAUUCUGUUCAUAGAAGCAUUUUUCUGUUUAUGAUACCAACUCUGUUAUAUUAUAGUAUUUUGGUUGUCUAUGCUGAUAUUGUUAAAACAAUGAUGAGCUGUUUCGGUUUGUUGUUCCUAUCGUAGUCAUUGUCCCCUUUUCGUGUAUUUCCUGUCUUUCACUCCAACUCUCGGACAGCAGUACAGUGAUAUUAGUUGGGAACGUCCCCUGUUACGUGCACAUGGACAGAGAUCGACCACUGAAGUUGACAGGCAGUUAAAGGAGUUAGCGUUGAGGAAGAUGUGUUGACUAAAGGGAAUAAUGUUACAUCCAUGGCAAGUCUAAAGUUGUGUGUGUUUUUUGCAACUCUUGAUUGCUUAUUUAGUAGAUUGAGCCUACUAAGAGAUGCUCACGAUCAUGUUUUUAGUUACCACUUUAGCAUGUGUUUUACUCAACAUCUGUAAUGUAAAUAGAUGGAAGUAAAUAGCUUAUUAAAUGCAUUUGUUUCUGUUUUGUUAAGCUUUGAGUUGUUCUUUGUUAUGUAUAGGAUACCACUGCAUAUACAAAUCUUUAAAGGUUACAAAAUGUGAUAAUAUUAUUAGAAAUGUUCUUACUUUGCUCUUAAAUGCCAUGAAUGCACCAGUAUUUCAGCAAGUCAGAACCAAGAACAUCCUGCAAAUACUAUAGCUGGGGCCAUCCAGUGGGGACACAUUUAAAUAGAUCCACAUAUUUACAUGUAGCAGUGUUUUCAUAAAACAAUGUGGUAAUGCACUAAGCAUAAUCUUAAUUAUGUAUUAUGUUGGGAAAUCACCUCAAUUCAGUGCAAUGCAUUUUUGAUUCUAUGAAAACAGCACUGUGAUGUGACUUUGAUUUACAGACCAAAAGCGUUGUUGUGUGUCACAGAAACAAGUAUAGUAGAAGCAGCUAAAUGUUGAAAGCCCUAUCUACUCCCUGUAAUUCUAUGCAGUGUGCAUUAAAGCCUGCGAUGGUCUCCGCUAAAACUAGGAAGGAUUAGUGACGUGUUUGUGGGGUGUUGCCGUAGUUGUCAGAUGUGUGAAGUGUUGCUAAUCCAUCCUGUAGAGAGCGCUGCUUGGCCUCUAGAACACUGAUAGUCUGGCGCUGAGACUUCACAAAAGCUGACUGAGAAACCUUACAUCACCGCUAGUGAAGCUCCAGUCAGCUACAUACUGUUCCCAUUAAAUAUUUUGAUGGUCACACUAUAUGUUAUUGUAUCUGGAACAAUGAAAACCAUCGGAAUUAUAUUAUUUAUGUACAGCUCCUCUUAAAAUUCAAAAGUCUCUUGUACACUUUGAACACAGUCUUGUUAAUUUCAUGAUGCACUGAAGUGAAGUUGCUUUACUGUAUAUUGGUAAAACAUUGUCAGCUGUGUACUGUACAUGUGUGCUUUUCGCAGCAAAACAGUCUCGCUAGUUAGAUGAAGUUACGAUAAUCAGAGAACAAGUGAUCAAAUAGUCGUCAAUAAAACUAAAAAGCACCGUUGAUGCAUAUUUAAUAUUGUACUGCUCCCUACAAAAAUCAUUCCCAUGAGUUGCCUAAAAGUAAAACAUUGCAUAUGUGCGGAUCAUAUGUGAACAUGAUAAUGUGAAUCUUUCUUCGGGAAUAGGAGAACAAAGGAAUGAAAGCACUUUGAUAGUUGUAGAUAUUGGUUUGUGCAUAUAACAGAGGAACAAGUUUUAGUCUUAAUGUGUGUUGGAUGCUCAGUGUGAGAGCAUGUUAUUGGGUUGAUCUGAUGUGGUGUAUCUUGAAUGACACAUCAGGACCCCUUUCUCUUGGUCAGCUUAGUGGAUUUUAGUGGAACUUUGGUCAUCGGUGUUGUUCUAUUGGCUAUGAUAGUUUUACACUCUACUCUCCAGUCUGCCCUUAUGUUGUGUCUGUCAACAUUCACUGGUUAUUACUUUCUGACCAAGCUACAAAAGCACAUCUCUCAAGUGGGAAGGUUUCAGUUUAUAGACCAUACUGAGCUUCGAGGAGCCUAAUUUGAUAUAUUUUGAGAGGACUGGCAUCAGAGCUACCUCUGGCAAAACAUGUUUAGAGUAAUUGUACUGAAGUUGUAUCCUAAACAAUGAAAAGGAGAACUUGCAGCAGUGAAUUACUUUCAAAGUACUAUCCCAUGACCUGUGAAAUACAAGGUUUGUUCAAUGGCAAACAUUCUGAAAAAAAAUGCAUUGCUUGUUUUGUUUGCAAAUGAGUGACAUUAGCAAGUAAGCUACUAAAGCCAGCAGAUAAUGAUAAAGAUUGUAAUUCUGUUUUGUAAUGUAUGAAUCUAUGGGCGAAAAAGUCAAAUCCAAUUAAGUUAAGGGACACAUUUUGUAAUUUUUUCUAACUUUGUGGGAGUAAAGAAAUGUCAUAAUGUAGUUACAUUAAAAAGAAUUAGGUUACAAUUCUUUUUUUGACAUUUCUAUACAUGAAAUCCUCAGAGGGGAAUUCUGAUGUUGUGUCUUUUUCCAUGGUAGGGCAUUUGUGCCUUUAUAGAUACACAAAAGAGAGCUGACAGAAAAUGAAAUUAGAGAUGACAUGUAACCAAGGUCCCUGGGCAUCAUCUUAAAGUGCUAACCAGGGCGACACAUAGAGAACAGUAAAUCUUCAGUUGUUGUGUAAGAAGUUUUAUUGUGACUUUACAUGAGAAUCAGGUCGGUUUCAAACGGUAUUAGCUUAAAGCAAGUCUGUCGUUUGGUAUCAGUGUAUUUGUUGGCUGAUAAGUAGCGACGGAUAGCUGUAUGUGAAUGACAGAGAUGUGUUGAAGGUCACUUAGAAGCAGUGACGGCAUUGCAUAGUUUUUUUGCCAGAAAUUGAAUGUUUUAAACUAAAAGGUACUGCUCGGUGCAAAUCUGGCUCACAAAAUAGAAAAUAAGUAUGGCUCCAGUCUACCUUCAUUUGUUAAGCUUGUCAAUUCAAAUUAAGGUUUAAUAGAAUCAUAGAAGAUAUAUGAUUAGUUUUUCGGAAUCAGUAAAGUAAUCAGUAUGGUUAUUUUUGGACUACAGUUAAACAAAUGUAAGCUUGGACAAAAUGUAAUAACCAGAUUCACUCUGAUGUCCGUUCACAACUGUUUGACUCCCCAGUAUAGAGCCUGAACACCACCCUUCCACUAGUAUCUCACACUAUCCCUUGUAUAUAGUUACCACCAUGUUUUUAUCACUACAGAAGUAACUCAAAGAAAAAAUGUAAAAGAAAAAUAAUCGUACUGCUUCUUAACAGGGUGUUGUGGAUGUUGACAGAUGAGCUCUCACGUUCAUAAACCUGUUACUGUUAAGGUUAAUAAUGUUAUUAUUAUAAGAUCGAAAGCAUAAGAAAGGAAAAGUGUACUUUUUCUUUUUUCAGUGUCUGCCUUUUUUUCCGCCAAGAAAAGGGCUGCUGAAGUUUCAAGAAUGUUUUUAAAAUGUAUUAAAGAUGCAAGAUGAUGAAUACAUGUAUAAGGUUUGUACCUUAGAACUCUGUUCUGUUUUGGAAGAUAGAUCACAUUGGAAACACUAUUUACCAGAUUCAAAUUGUUGGGAAGGAAGGGAGGCAGUGUGUGUCGUGUUUGGGUAGGAUCUGAGAUAUGACUUAAUAGGUAUACAGACAGAGAAACCUCAAAUUACAGAUAACAAAAUCACAGAAUUUGUGGAAAUGUAUUAAAACAGAAAUAGAAAUUGCCAUUUUAAUAUUGGAUUGAAAUGCACUACUGUAAUACUUGACACACACUGGUCAGCCCUUUCGCUCGCCUACCACCACCCCCCUCCCGUUAGACUAACCAGACUUAGUCUUUUGGCAUGUGGUAGAAUGUAAUGUUCUGUAUUAGACAGCUCCUAUAUAGACACCUCGACAUACCUACCAACACGGGACUGAGUUAAGGGAUGUCUUGGACCAAAUUUAGGACAUUUUUUGGACAAAUUUGCACAAUGAGUAAGUCAGAUGUCUAAUUGCCUGAGAUGUAACUGGGAAAAAGUUAUCAAGAACAAAAGGGAGUGUUGGUAGAUAUGAACCUGGGGGCCAUAGCUGUGUCUUCCACCUGCAGAGGCUUGUAGCGUCACAGCACUGAAAGGUAUUUUUUCUACUUGGGUCCUUUACCACAUAUACAGCAUGGUAAUAGUUUGUUUUAUCAAGGAGAGCUCACCACUAGAAUUGUACUAGCAAUACAUAUUUAAUGAUUUAAUUUACUAGAAAUACUUUAAAUAUAAAUUGUUUUGUGUCUUACAUAGUUAUAAGCUCAAUUGUUGAACAUACCAUUACAAAUUGAAAGGAAAACAAUUGGCAAAAUAAUCUACUUUUUAGUGCUGAGGCGUGGAUCCACUGUAGCGUGUGCUGUUUUAUUCUUUAGGCCACACCACCAUAGCAAAAGCAUGCAGAAGACAACAAACAUGCUGCUGGUUGUUAGAGGCAUCUGUCCGAUUAGAUAGAGCUCAUCUCCCCUUUCAAUUCUGAAUAUUUGGUAUGAAAGAGAUGUUCAUUGUGAUUCAUUGUUAACCAGUGUGUGAAUAUUAAUCAUGAAAUAAAAAGAUGAGCAAAGAUCA
Molecule: messenger RNA, 10568 nt
Organism: Gymnodraco acuticeps
Lineage: Eukaryota; Metazoa; Chordata; Actinopteri; Perciformes; Bathydraconidae
Gene: map4l
Product: microtubule associated protein 4 like
Exons: 17
Coding region: 152-3538 (1128 amino acids)
Biological process (GO): neuron projection development; microtubule cytoskeleton organization
Cellular component (GO): neuron projection
Molecular function (GO): microtubule binding
Source: RefSeq, a predicted model, not a curated record